CGCACGGCGCACGCUCAUAUCCUCUGGCAUCUCGUGCCUCGUUUGUCUCCUGUUUUUUCUUCCUUUUCUUCUCCUCUGCCGUGCAUCCGCCCGUUUCCCUCUCCUUCCCCUUCACUCCAUCUUUGCCCUCACAUUUCAAGCCCAAACCGCCUUCGCCUCCGUCACAGUGCCGCGAAAACUGAACGACUGGUCUGUGCCGUGCUUUCAGGGCCGGUGUGCUUAUGAUCUUCCGGGGCUGAUGCGGAUAAUUCGAUUUCGGCUUCGGGUGCAAGUGGCGGGAGCGGGAGUUUGCAGAUCUGGGGCUCCACGACUGAUAUGACCCAUAUAUUGGAUAUAGCGCCCUCCGCGGGCUGGAUUGAGCUUUCCUGCAACGCCUCUUCGACCGCCAUAUCUGCUUCCGCUUCAACCAACGCCUACGCCACAUCCAACCCAACGACACAGGUAGACGUGAGGCUCGCGUGUUCGAGCGCGGAUAUGACGGCCGCGGGGUGUGAUCAUCUCUUCACGAACGGAGCGGAGGGGACGUUAGUGAGGAUGCCGCCUGCGGGACAACAGAACUGCACCGACGCGCCGUUCCUCCGCGUCACGAAAGCUUGGGUGUCGGAGGACCAGACGAUUCCGAGUAAUGUGAAGAGGUCGAUUGAUAGCCGUGCAAGUGGAUGGAGUGCGGAUGCGGAUGCGAACGUUACGGUCCAUGCGUUGACGCUGGAUACGAAUUUCGCAGCGAUGGAUGCGGGGAAACACGGAAACGUAUCGUUCUCGAUCCAUGCGGGCAGCGUCGUGCCUAUGGCUCGUCGCGACGACCCGACAACCAUAUCGCUGCAAUCCCCCACACCCAUCACAGUCUCUAAUGCCCUCUACACCCUCCUCUCCACGCACAUUCCCCGCUCCGCUUCCACUUGUGCUACCUCGCCCACGGUUAGCUUUGGCCCGGCGAUAGUACAGGCGGGUGUAGAUGUGAGUAUGGGCGUUAAGUUGGAUGCGCAGGUACAGGUGGGCAUUGCAAUUGUGGGGCAAAUCGUUCCACCAGAGAUUAGUAGUCUGGGGGUCACGGCCGACCUCAACGCCUCCAUGAGUGGCACCCUCUUCCUCACCGUAUCCGCAACGGGCACGGUUGACUCUGGCCCCCUCACCCUCUUCGAACUCGGCGUCUGCGUUCAGCUCGCGGAUAUGGACGUACCAUGCUUGGCAGACGGCGGAUACGGAGCUGAGGAGAGCGAGGCAGAACCAUGAUCGGAAACGAGCGCGAGGUCGUGUUCCGACAGAUAGGAUGGGACACUCGAUGAGCCAGAUCGCUGAUGUCGAACGCAAAGCGCUCGAAUCCAAAAACAAAUUCAAGCACGUCUCAAAGCUCGUCAAGGCAAAGGUGAGACAGUUCGAGACAGAACCAAUCGAGGAUUUCAAGCUGGCCAUGGAAAGGUUCUUGGACGGGAUGAUUGAGCGGCAGAAGGAUGUUCGUUGCUGUUUUUCUCCAUUGUCUUUUCUUUCUUUGCCUUCCCUUGCCUUCCCUUUCUCCUCUACCACCUAUCGCCAUCUUCACCGCGUCUUAUAUUAAAUUUCUUUUAUCUUUCGGCGCACUUCGUGCGCUGUUCCUUGACGUCGUCUGCCAUGUUCAUUCAUCAUUUGCCAGCUCAUCGCAGCGAGAGAACAGUUCCAGCAUGUGAUACUGCAGAGGGUGUCCAGUGCGGGGCACCAGCAGACGAAUGGGUCGUCCGCGUUGGGAGUCGUAUGUUAGGCUCACAAGGGAGGAGGAUGUGGAUAUGGAGGAGGCUGGCCAUAGGCGCGGCGGUUCGCCCAAACGUCCGAAAUCUUUCUUGUACCCAAGUGUCUCUCCUAGUAUUUAUCCUUUUGUUCCGACCUCUGUUGUGGGCACCCAGUCUCGUGCGUUCACUUUACUUAUAC
Molecule: messenger RNA, 1902 nt
Organism: Stereum hirsutum FP-91666 SS1
Lineage: Eukaryota; Fungi; Basidiomycota; Agaricomycetes; Russulales; Stereaceae
Exons: 8
Coding region: 316-1233 (305 amino acids)
Source: RefSeq, a predicted model, not a curated record